AUGGACGUAGCAUCGGCCAAUUGGUUAUCAGAAGUACUGGAGGGAGAGGAAGACUACAGUAGUAUCUUCCAUCAUCAAUACGAGAUAAACUCUCUGAAUAAACUUGGCUUUGCCUCAGAUGAUCACAUAAUAGGAGACAAAUACAAACAAUCUUUCUCUUCUGAGAGCUAUUCUUCUUACUCUACAAUUACCACUAAGACUAAUGACCCUUCCAUCACCACAUCAAGUGGUUCAGAUUCCAUCAAAAACUCCCACGAAGCCUUGAACAAAAAACUCUCUUUGUCGUUUUCUUCGUCUCAGCUUCUUUCUUUCGAUCAAAAGCAGUUCUCAAAUCCACCACCUAAUAAUUCCAAUCUUCAUCAUCAUGAUCAGAAGGUAGUAUAUGGGAACCUUAGCAUGAGUAAUAAUACUACCUUAAGGCCCAAGAGAGAAGCAGUGUCCGAAAUAGAUAUGAACUUCUUCAAUAAAGAUUCGCUGAUUACUAAAAAGAAGGAUAAUUACUCAUCAUGUGAGCCAACAACCUUCAUCAAGGGGACUAAUAAAAGGCCUUACUCAAUGAUUAAAACUCCUUCACAUGCUCAAGACCAUAUCAUGGCUGAGAGAAAACGAAGAGAAAAGCUCACCCAGCGCUUCAUCGCUCUUUCCGCAAUUGUCCCUGGCUUAAAGAAGAUGGAUAAAGCAUCGGUUCUUGGAGAUGCUAUCAUGUAUGUGAAGCAACUACAAGAGCGGGUGAGUGUACUAGAGGAACAGACAAAGAGUAGAACCGUGGAAUCUGUGGUAUUUAAAAAGUCCCAAGUCUCAGCUGAUGACCAUAAUCAUCAGGGUAGCUCUUCAAGCGAUCAAAACUUUGAGGGUCGGUCUCAUCAUGAUCAAGAUGAUCAUAAUCAAACACUCCCUGAAGUCGAAGCAAGAGUUUCUGAGAAGGACGUGCUUAUCCGAAUCCACUGUGAGAAGCAGAAAGGAAUUGUGGUGAAAAUAUUGACCGAAAUCGAAAUUCUUGAUCAUCUUUCUGUGGUUAACACUAGUGUCUUGCCCUUUGGGAACUGCACUCUCGAUAUUACAAUACUUGCUCAGGUGGAGAAAGAGUUCAGCAUGACCAUGAAAGAUCUAGUUAAGAACCUAAGGAAGGCAUUAUUGAAAAUUAUGUGACGUAUAUAUAUAUAUAUAUAUGUAAAUAGCUGGCUGAUAAUUAAUAAUUAAGGAGCAACGUUUCACUUGUUGCAAGCCUGUACAUUAGAAAUAGUUAUAAGACUAGUACUUAAUUUCCAAGUGAAGCUAGCCAUGUUUAUUAACUAGUUAUAUGCAUUUUUAUUUUUCUCUAGACCACCAACUAUGUAUUAAGGAAUAUUAUUGUUGUCUUGCCGUGAAGCUAGCUAGCUCCUAUAUAUUUUUUGCUGGAGGGGUAGUUUUUUGUUGUGUUUUUGCGUGGUUAUUACUUGGUUAAUUGACCACGUUUUUUUAAUUACCCACCAGAUGUAAUAAGGAAAAUUAACUUCUUGGCUGACCAUAUGUAUGCACUGUUUUUUUUUUCACUCAUUAUAUAUGAAGUUUGAGUUUUCCUCUAGCUUAU
Molecule: messenger RNA, 1570 nt
Organism: Humulus lupulus (European hop)
Lineage: Eukaryota; Viridiplantae; Streptophyta; Magnoliopsida; Rosales; Cannabaceae
Product: transcription factor bHLH18-like
Exons: 4
Coding region: 1-1149 (382 amino acids)
Molecular function (GO): protein dimerization activity
Source: RefSeq, a predicted model, not a curated record